UAACAGCUGUCAUCUGUCAACAAAGAAAGGAUGUCAUAAAAAUCAAAAGAGGAAAAUAAUAUCAAAAAAAACAUCAACAAAAUUUAAAAUGACGGAUCCUUGGUUGGUCCGUGAAAAAACAAUUAAUCAAAAAUCUUUAGAAAAUUCACCAACCGAUUUAAAUUCCAACGAAACAAAUUUCAAUCUAUCUGAUUCGCAAUCAUCUUUACAAUUCGAAGACAAUUUUCUGCCAACGCACAACAUCGCAAACGCCUCAAUUGAAAAGGAAACAACUGAACACUCUCGACUUCCGGACUCUGAGGAUUAUCUUCAGUCUUUAGAGAAAAAAUUAAAGAAAAUCAAGAAGAAUCCUAAAAUUCUAGAAGCUCUUUCAGAAAAACGAGCCGAGUGUCUGCGCAAUUUGUUAGAAGACAAUCUUUUUAUCAAUAAAGACGAAACCCUUGAGCUUGACGCACCAAUUUCUUCAGGUGAUUCAGCAGUCCAAGAGCUCUAUCGUCAUCAUAUACAACCCGUUCAAGCGUUAUCGGUAGGAGAAAUUGUUCACAUCGUAAAGUACGAUCAAUUGGAAGCUGAAGAAGACCUAGAAGAAACCGCCGACCCACAAGCACAAGACGACUCUAAUAGUGAAUCAAACAGUCGUUAA
This is a messenger RNA of Eupeodes corollae, 643 nucleotides long. RefSeq lists its product as uncharacterized. Lineage: Eukaryota; Metazoa; Arthropoda; Insecta; Diptera; Syrphidae. Bases 89 to 643 code for a protein of 184 amino acids. Gene Ontology annotation, biological process: cilium organization. The record is from RefSeq and is a predicted model, not a curated record. The transcript has 2 exons.